UCAUCAGUCUCGUCCUGGCCUAGCUUGUCUCGUCCUAGCUUCAUCUCGUCCUAGCUUCAUCCACUCCCAUCCCAUCUCCAGGGAUUCCAACGAAUAACGUUAGAGUUUCCGCAUUUGCUAGUUCAAACAAAGGCGGGAAUGGUCGAGGCUAGGGCUCCGCUAUUGAUGCUUGCUGGGAGGCUGGACUUCGUGUAUCAAUAGCGGAGUGACCCGGCUGGACUUGUGUGCCGCGGAAUCUGCAUUUAGCACGGCGUAACCCUUUUCGAAGUGUCAUAGUUUAGCGUUUUUUCUACACCUAGGAAAUGUUUUCAUAGUAUAUUGGUUUCCUACCCCUAGGGAAGGUUUUAUUCGAACCACAUUUCUUAUUUUAAAAGGCGGUUUGAGCAUCACGCCGCACCUUUCUGUUUCCUAGCAUUCCCAGCCAUGGCGUUAGCUCGCCGAUUUAACAAAAUGCUGGGGAAGCAGGAAACACCCCCCGUUCCUUCCUCCCGCAAGCCUCGCAAUCCGCAUUCGUCGCAAGAUUCCGACAGCAACAGCGAGCCUCGUCGCUCAAAAUCUUUCGCCCGUCGCAGCUACGACAGCAGCGCGCCUUCCGCCUCUCCGACGCCACCCACCGACGUUUUCGCGAAAAUGCGGUUACCAUCGUCUUCUUCCGAGGACGGGAAACGGGAUGCGGGACAGUCGCGCGACCAUGGCGCGCACGACCUGGUGGAUUCCCCCGAUAAAGUCACAUCGAAAUGGAGCAAAGCCGACUGGCGGGAGAUCAUCAGCGCGAUAGAGACGGCUUCUAAGGGGUGCCACAAGUGCGGAGACGCUUCCGCCAAUCCCUCCCUUUCCGCCGCCUUAAAACUCGUCUCUCAGCUAAAAGCCGGUGGCAAUCACAACGACACGCUUUCCUCCGCCGGCGCCUCUCCCGGACGUCAUUCCCAAGCCUCCUCCAGACCUCACUCCCGGACCUCCUUCCCGGACCUACACGGCGGGAUGACGGACCUCGGGCCCUCCGCGUGUCCGUACCUAGGCGGAGGCGGAAAGAACGAGGCGGGGAGAGCAGGGGGGGGAGGGGGAGAUGCUGGGGAGGGUGUUCCGCGGGUGGUGGGACUGGUUCGGACGCACUCUGGCGCGAGCAGUGCCGCGGAUUCGCUUAUGUCGGGGACGGCGCAUAGCGGGUUCGACACGGGUCUGACCACACCCAAGUCGCCCGCGAGAAUUAAGGGGGAAGGCGGAAGGGGAAGGGGCGGAGGGAUGGGGGGAGGGGGAGGGGGGAGCAAUGUGGGCGCAUCUGAUCUCCUGAAUCGGCGCAUGCUGUCGGUGAUUACAAGGGCGCAUGAGCUAUACGCCAAGGACAAUACCCCCAACGGCAGCAAGGUGGCAGAUUUCCUGCUUUCUCAAAUCCUGGAGCUCACCCAGUCGCCCGCUGGCUUCAUCUGCAGCGCUGUCCGAAAGCCCGACGGCGCCGUUUCGCUAAAGACCCACUCCAUCACCAACUUAGCGUGGACCAGGGAAUUGCGCUUGUGGUACACAGAGAAUGCGGCCAAGGGCCUGGUGUUCAGCAACCUCAACACGCUCUUCGGCCAUAUUGUGAAGACCAGCGAUGUCGUUCUGGCCAACGACGCUGAGAAUGACCCUCGCUCUGCUGGCCUCCCCCCCGGCCAUCCUCCCAUCAACACGUUUCUGGGCGUCCCUCUCUUCCACGGUUCGGAGCUGAUAGGGGCGUGGGCGGUGGCCAACAGAGAGCCCGGAUACGAGGAGUCAAUGCUGGCGGAGUGGCAGCCGGUGACCAAAACGGUGGCUCAGAUCGUGGCGGGGAUUCAGGGGAGGAAGAAGGCGGCAGAGAAGGAGAAGCGCAUGACGUCCAUGCUCAAGAGCACUGUCGACGCAAUCAUCGCACUCGACGACGGCGGCACCAUCACGGCAAUGAACCGGGCGGCGCGGAACCUGUUUGGAUUCACCGAAUCUAACAGCAGCAGCAGCGGGGAUGACGUGGACGCGUCCACCCUGCCUGACACUCUGCACAUCACGGACCUCCUGCAGUCCGUUGACGGAUCAGAGGACUUUUUAGAAAACGGUCUCGACGCAUUCAUAGGCGACGACCACCCGGUGUCAGCCAUCGGGCGGCAGAUUGUGGGCGGCAGGGUGUUUCUGGAGCUAUCUGUGGCGUCAGGCGCGACUGCCGACGUGGCAUAUGUGCUUACAGCGAGGGAGAUGCAUGCAGGGAAGCACUCGCAUGUGCCGGGCACACCUGGAUCGGCUUACAGUGGGGGCGGGGGAAGCAUAACUGGGGAGAUGGCUGGUAUGGGGGGGACGGGCAUGGGUAUGGGCAUGGGUGGGGGUAUGGGUGGGGGCAUGGGUGGGGGCAUGGGUAUGGGUAAUAGUGGCGGCAUGGGGAUGGGUAUGGGUAUGGGCAGUCGGGGCAUGGGGAUGGGGAUGGGUAUGGGUGGAGCCAUGGGGGGGCAUGAUGGGAUGGAGGGCCAUGGAAGGGGAGGAAUGGGUGGCACGGGUGGCAUGGGUGGCAUGGGUGGCAUGGGUGGGAUGAGUGGGGUCCAGCGGGCAGGUCUAACUGCUUCUGGAGGUUCUGCUGGUGAAGGCUCAGCUGGUGCAUCUGCCAGUGGGGGAUUUGGGCCUUCUGGGGCCCGUAAUGCCUCUGCUGGUGGUUUCGGGGGUUCUGAUGGUGCUGGUUUUGGUCAGAAGAGCCUGGAUGCUCUUGAUAUCAAGCCGUACCAGCCCUUAGCUGGGAGUAGUUAUGCAAAUUACACAAGGGAAGAGUACGGCUCAUAUUGUUAUGAUGGAAAUGGUAUCUAAGGAUUGCUUUACCUCUGCUUACUGUACAUUACCCAUGGUGAAUUUCAGAGGACUUAGCAAUGCGUCAUAGCGUAGUGCUUGUUUCAAGUGUCUUGGUUGUAUUGCUUCUCUUCUCUAUCAAUCAAUCCUACC
This is a messenger RNA of Closterium sp. NIES-67, 2931 nucleotides long. The record is from the annotation of a GenBank genome assembly. Lineage: Eukaryota; Viridiplantae; Streptophyta; Zygnematophyceae; Desmidiales; Closteriaceae.